AUGUCCAAGGACGUAGCUUUCUCUCCCGUGUCGACCAUAAUCCCACGAUCUCCUCCAGAUGACACUCUCCAUCGUCGUCAUCCUCGACGUCGACGACAGACGGAUUCUGCUGUGCUUCUAAACCAGACCAUUGACGCACCCCAGAGAGACCCGCAUCGCAUCCAGGCUCGCCGUUCAGUCGUGAAUGCCUCCUCAUGGGUGGCCACAGCAGAAGAUAACCUAGCUCCUGCAUCAUACACUCUUACCACCUCUCCGCUCUCAUCGCCCCGGUUGAACCAGGUCGAGUCGUCGUCGUUGUCGUCGUCGUCGCUAGUGUAUCCCUGGAGGCGACAGAGAUCGCAACGCCACUCGGAUGACCCUCACAGCGACCCAGAUCCCGCUCAUGAUAAUAAUUACUUUCACAACACCAACAGUAAACCCGAAACUAAAACUCACAGCCGUCAGACCGUCAUGUUUGCGGCGGAUCCCCGUGACGCGGGCAGAGCAACCACGCUAAAGUCCGCCAGUACCAGCGACUCCCCAUCAGCGCCAGCAGCCACAACAAUCACAACAACAACAACAACAACAACUUCUCCGUCAUCAUCAUCGUCUUAUCCUCAUGCAUCUUCAUCUUCCGUACCUCGCUUGCCGCAAAGUCGAUUUAGUUUCGAGUAUCAGAUUCCUCUGCACAAGCGAGCCUUAACGUCGUCUCACGGGACCUUUCCCAUCGAACCAACGUCAAGCGCCGACCCGUCCCCGACCCCCCAGCAGCAGCGCACUUUCUUGUACGACAGACCCUGGCGCGCUGUCCCAGGUUUUAGUCUCUCCCGUCCCCGAGAUCCGACCGCUUCUGCGACCUCGUCGCAUCUUCCGUCUCCUUUAUCCUUUUCAGAGGAAUCGAGCGAUCUGGCUUGGCCCUUCGAUGCCGAUUCGACCAACAACGCGUUGAACUCCAAUGCCUCGAAGCGUCGUCGUAAAAAAUCGUUAUCACAGUAUCAGCAACCGAAUAUCCAAGCAGAUGUGAAGGGGAGGAUGCCAUCAGCCACAACGCCUUACGUUCAGGGGAACCCACUUGCAGAGGAGCGCGAUCGCGCUAUCAACCGUGUCGAUCUAUCCGACCUGGAAGAUGGCGCUAGGACACCACUCGCAGAGGACCCUAGAUCCAAGAAUGAAGAUAUUUUCCUGAACAUCGCCCGAUCCGAUUCGAAGAGGCGCGACUCCCUGGGACGGUCGGAGCUUAGGCGGUCGCGACUCGGAUUAUCUGGCAGCCAUCUUCGCUCACCAACCUCCCGAUUCAACGAGCAGACCCCUUCGCCCGAUCAUCAACAGCUCAACACUUAUGAAACCCCCUUGCAUUCCCAUCAUACCUCUCCAUCCAACCCUUACAGCGCUUUGCCCUACUCCUACUCGGCCUCCGCCCAUCCUCUUGAUGACCAUAGCCGCUCACGACAUUCAGUGAUCGGCUCGAGUUCGAGGUCGACCAUUGGCCUGCCACGAAGCAGAUUCAAUCGGACAAGCCCAGAUGAUUCACCUCAAUCGCCCGAAAUCCCCAUAGAAAGGAGAGGCUCGCUACAGGAUCCUCGAGCAUACCGCCAUUCGGCGCUUGCUAGCAUUAGAAGCAGUCGGCAGCCCUCAGGAUCCGAUGUCACGGAGCGUGCCCGGGUUGAACCGGACCGGUCUCGGCAGGAUGGCACGGAGUCGACCCUGUCGACCACCGCUCCAUCCACGGUCUGGGAUGAGCUGGAAGAUCUCAAGUCGCGCAUUAAGAAGUUGGAGUUGACCGGAAAGCUACCCCCAUCGUCUCAGGCGGCGAUCUCCUCGGUUUCUGGGGAGCGACCGCGGACUGCAACUACCACUGUGACGACCGUAUCCUCGUCGCCAAAGCAUAACCACAAGACCAGCAAUCUGUCUGGCGACUCCGAGAAUGUUGCCAACCCGGUUCAUCCACUUCUGCAUUCUGCGCUACUCAAGGCAAAGACCGUGCUGAGUAAUGAAGUGUUUAAGGCCCUUGACGCUGCAGUUACGGAUGCGCUGGCCCUUUCAAACACAUUGGGUACCAAUCAAGCGCCCUCAGGCGGAGUCUCAUGUGUGAAUGGCUAUAGUCCGUCUGAUCGACAGAACAGGCGGAAGGCCGAUAGCGUCUGCCGCAGCUUAACUGAGCUCUGCAUCGCCCUGUCGGAUGUGCAGCCUCCUCAACAGCAGCAGGCCUCUAGCGGUGAUGAUGACACUAUAACUCAAUUACACGUCAGCACAAACGGUGAAGCCCCCACGCCUGCUCUUCCCUUCCGGCGGAGUACCAUUCAGGCUCCUGAGGACAUAGGUUUAGGUCGGCGGAAGAGUAUCACCAACCGCCUGGAGGCACGACGGGCAAGUUUGGCUGCUGCCACCCAUACCAGCAGCAAAGAUCAAUCUCCCGUUGCAGAUGGCAGCAAUACGCAAUUACCAGGUGGAUCAGCUCCUAGAAGCCGUCUAAACCGUCUCUCAACCACAUUGCGGACCAAGAGACUCCAGCCGGAUGAGGACAAUGGCGAUGAGCCAAAUCCGCAUAGUCGUUCCUUCUCAAGAGCAAUGACCGACAUGGACAAUCCGCGUCCGAUUAAACGGUUCCCAACGCGGGAGCGGACUGGUGUGUAUACUGCCUCUCAAACGGCGCCGGAUACUCCGCGCGAUCAGAGUUCAAGACUGUCGUAUCAAUCCCCACGUACGCAGCUUCGAACCCCGACUGUACAGUCAAGUAUUCCGCUCCGUAGAAGCCUCGUCCCUCCAGGCAGUUUUACACCAGCAACAUCCCGUUCGAACAUCCUGGCAGGAUCCCGCAGAUACGGUGCUCCCGAUCAUGCCGCGACCCCCAGCGGGAUUCCAAUGCCGCCGAGUCCAGGCGAAAAUGUGCACUCGCAGACGAGGAUUUCCGUCUCGUCAAGCAAACAGGCGGCUAGCUAUACCCCGAUCCAGCAGAACCGGAUACGAGCGAACAGCAUGGGCGUCCGAGCUUUCGGCCUUAGGCAUCGACCGAUGGCCACUUACGAUGACGCCGCGAGCUCUGUAAAUGUCAGCAUCGAUUGA
This is a messenger RNA of Aspergillus clavatus NRRL 1, 3042 nucleotides long. Its product is annotated as putative LPXTG-motif cell wall anchor domain protein. The transcript is spliced from 2 exons. The record is from RefSeq and is a predicted model, not a curated record. Lineage: Eukaryota; Fungi; Ascomycota; Eurotiomycetes; Eurotiales; Aspergillaceae. Bases 1 to 3042 code for a protein of 1013 amino acids.